Haliaeetus leucocephalus (bald eagle) is the source of this 952-nucleotide messenger RNA. RefSeq names its product family with sequence similarity 207, member A (gene SLX9). NCBI's taxonomy places the organism in Eukaryota, Metazoa, Chordata, Aves, Accipitriformes, Accipitridae. Gene Ontology annotation, biological process: maturation of SSU-rRNA from tricistronic rRNA transcript (SSU-rRNA, 5.8S rRNA, LSU-rRNA). Gene Ontology annotation, cellular component: 90S preribosome; nucleolus; preribosome, small subunit precursor. Bases 1 to 624 code for a protein of 207 amino acids. The record is from RefSeq and is a predicted model, not a curated record. The transcript is spliced from 7 exons.
AUGCCCGCAAGGGCACGGCUCGCCAGGGCCGGCAGGGAGGUGAAACGAGGGAGCCUGGGCCUUCGGCACUCCAGUGACUGGAACUUCCCGUCUUCUAAUGUCUUCUCGGGGCUGGAGAUUGACCCUGGUACUCUAGUAAGGAAGCUUGACUUGGACUCCAGAAGCAUCAUCUCCUCCAGAACAGGUCUAGAAGAAAAAACGAUUCUUUCCAAAAAAGAAAAAAUGAAGCUGAGGAAAGAAAGAUGGCUACAGAAAAUAGAAAGUGUGAAGCUAGCCAAGCAGAAGCAAAAAGCCGAAGCAAAGCGGAAAGCAACACCUGUGGUGGGAGAUAUGCAGCCGUUGAUGGAAGCCCUACCUGAGCUCUCUGACCUGACCACAGGUGGCAGGGGCAGGAAGCCACCCAAGAGCCGUGUAAAAGCAAAGGCAGAACCAGCAGACUUCUGUCUGAUGAAACAAGCUCAGAAAUGCCGGCUCUUAGAGGAGGAAGUGGCUCGGUUUCAUGAGGUCAUCGCCAAUCCCAGGUACAGAGCCAACCCCCUCAUGGCCAUCAGUGAACAUCUCUUCAAGAGGCUGAGGCAGGAGGAAGAAGGAAUAAUGCAGUUCUCUCCUGACAGUGGCAGCUGAUCCUUGGCAAGCAGCCUGCAGAGAGCAGGGUGUUCUGCGAGAUCUUUGUGCAGACAUUAAGCUCCCUGCGAAGUGUCUUGACACCUUUUCUCUUCUUGCGAGUGGCACAAUUUCUUAAAUUGUGCCAGUGGCAAUGUACCUGGUUUUUGUCAAUUCCCUCCCCUUUCUGACAACACUGAAAAGAGGUUCUCUGCUGCUUUGUUGAGAUGGUUCAAGACCCCAAGCCCUGGAGCCCAGAAGGCUGUUGUAGAUCUGUGUAAGGACCGAUGCUGCUGUUCAGAGACAUUGUUUUAUGUGAGAAAUUUAGCUUUGCAAUAAACACACUUUU